Marmota monax (woodchuck) is the source of this 8529-nucleotide messenger RNA. RefSeq names its product forkhead associated phosphopeptide binding domain 1 (gene Fhad1). The transcript is spliced from 32 exons. Gene Ontology annotation, molecular function: protein binding. The coding region runs from base 101 to 4438 and encodes 1445 amino acids. The record is from RefSeq and is a predicted model, not a curated record. NCBI's taxonomy places the organism in Eukaryota, Metazoa, Chordata, Mammalia, Rodentia, Sciuridae.
GAGCGCCGCCCGCGGCUUGGCCGCUGAGCGGGCUGGCGCUUACCGAGCCCGCGGGGCUCUCGGCCGGGAACUGGGCGGGGGGGCCAGGGUUGCUCUGAAGAUGCAGAGUAAUCAUGUGUUCAAGGGUGACAAGGCCUGGCACUCAAUAAGUGACGACAGAGAUGAUGAUGAGAAGCAGAGCCCCCGAGAGCUGCUACCAUCACAGCUAGGAAAAGAGAAGAGAAUGAAAGCCUAUCUAAAGAGUGCCGAGGGCUUUUUUGUCCUGAAUAAAAGUACCACAAUUGGGAAGCAUGAGGAUUCAGACCUUGUUUUGCAGUGGGCAGACAUCGACAACCACCACGCGCUCAUUGAGUUCAACGAGGAAGAGGGCAGUUUCGUUCUUCAGGACUUCAAUUCCCGCAACGGCACGUUCGUCAACGAGUGUCACAUCCAGAACGUGGCUGUGAAGCUCAUCCCCGGGGACAUCCUGAGAUUUGGGUCCGCGGGACUGACCUACGAGCUGGUCAUUGAGAAUCCACCCCAGGUCUCCUUCCCCUGGGUGAGGGGCCCAGCAGCCUGGCCGAGGCCACAGCCGUCCCGGAUCUCCCAGCAGCCGAUCCCGUCACCUUCGCCACCACUCAACGUUUUCUACCAGGGCAUCCGGCCAGUGCCCCUGCAGAGAAGCUGGUCCCAGGGCUUCCCCAGGCCCUCCGUAGUCCCACCCGCCGCCCACCAACGGCCCGUGAGUGCCAGCGGAAAGACGUUCUCCUUCGUGGUGGACAGCAGCCACAAGUCCCCCCUCCUCAAGCAAGUGUGGACGGGCCCCAUGGAGAUGCCGGAGCACGCCAUGCCGGAGGGCAUUUCUGGAGCCGUGCCUCCCCCGGAGAUUUUCAUGGAUCCGGACAUGGUCCAGCAGGACAAGGAUGAGAUCAUUCUGCUGCUGGGGAGAGAGAUCAGCCGCCUCGCGGACUUUGAGAUCGAAUCCAAAUACAAAGACGCGGUGAUCGCCAACCUGCAGAACAAGGUGGCCGAGCUCAGCCAGAAGCUGUUGGACAGCGUGGCCUGCAGGCAGGGCGACAGGGGCGCCGCGCACAAGUUCGAGUGUCUGGACGAGGGCGCGGACGACAAGCAGAAGGAGAUCCAGAGCUUGAAGCAGCAGAUCGAAGUCCUUCAGAAGGGCUACAGCCAGAUGCUGUGCAAGACGCUGUCCGAGCGGAACUCCGAAAUCACAUCCCUGAAGAACGAGGGCGAGAACUUAAAGAGGGACCACAGCAUCACGGCAGGAAUGGUGACGUCUUUGCAGCAAGACAUCUUGGUGAGGACUGAGCAAGUUCAACAGCUGAAAGAGGAGGUGAAUCAGCUGAGGAGUCAGAACAAGGAGAAGGAGCACCUGCUGGAAGCCCUGAACUCCAGGCAAAUCCAAGACAUGGAGAAAGAAAUGGAGAUGCUGAGAGAGGAGCUGACGAAGAACUGUUCUGAGCAGAGCAUGGUCUAUAAGACUCUGCGGGAAAAGAGCAAGGUGGAAGAGAAACUUCAGGAGGACUCCAGAAAGAAACUGCUUCAGCUGCAAGAAAUGGGGAACAGAGAGAGCCUGAUUAAGGUCAAUUUGGAAAGGGCAGUAGGUCAGCUGGAGCAGUUCAGAAGCCAGAUCAUCAAGGCCACCUACGGGCGGGCGAAGCCAAGCCAGGACAAGACCAUCACCGACCAGCAGCUGAUAGAGAAGAUCACUCAGGUCACCGAGGACAACGUGAACUUGCAGCAGAAAAAGUGGACCCUGCAGAAGGCGACCCAGCUGAACAACUCCAAGCAGGAGGAGAUGGCGAAGAGCAUGGAGAAGCUGAAGGCGUCGUUGGACAGCUGCCAGGCUUGCUUGAAAAUGUCUUGCUGCAGCGGCGACCUGAAAAGGGAGGUGGACCUUCUCCAGCACCUUCAGAUGAAUCCACCUGUCCUGGGGCUCCAGAAGGUGACCGUGGACAUCUUGAGCCACUCACUGUCCUGGCUGGAGGAGACGGAGCAGCUGCUGAAGGACCUCGGCAUCCAGCUACCCAGCUCCGAAAAAGGGUUCUCUUUGUACCUGGUGUAUCUUCUGGAACAUUAUAAAAAAAUCACGAGCCAGACCCAGGAGCUGCAGAUCAAGCUCAGCAGCUCCCAGGAAACCCACCAGUUUCUGCUGCAAGAAAAGCUGCAGGAGCAUCGGGCAGAAAAGGAGAAGCUGAACGAGGAGAAGCUGGCGCAAGAGGAGAAGCUGAAAGGCAAAAUCAGGCGGCUGGUGGAAGAGAAGGCGGCCCUGGAGGAGAGCACUGCUCAGGAGAAAGGCAGAGCCUGGGAGGCCCUGCAGGAGGAGCAGCGGAGGGUCCAGGAGCUGGAGGGCCGCCUCGCCCACCAGAAGGAGGCUCUGGACGACCGCCUGGCUCAGGAGAGACGCAGGUCCAUGGAGGUCCUGGAGGAGAAGGAGAGGAGGCUCGAGGAGCUGGAGGGCUGCCUGGCCCGCCAGAAGGAGGUUUUGGAGAGCAGCAUAGCCCACGAGAAGAGGAAGGCCAAGGAGGCCCUGGAGUCGGAGCGACGGAGGGUGCAGGACCUGGAGAACCACCUGACCCAGCAGAAGGAGAUCUCAGACAACAGCAUCGCCUACGAGAUUCAGAAGGCGAAGGAGGCCUUGGAGAAGGAGAAGAGGAAGGUACAGGACUUGGAGAACCGCCUGACCAAGCAGAAAGAGGAAAUAGAAUUAAAAGGGCAAAAAGAGACCUCUUUAAAUAAUAAAUUAAGUGAUGCACUGGCCAUGAUAGAAGAGAUUCAGCAAAUCAAGACAGCUGGAAGCCUGAGAGCAGAGAGCCUCUCCCUGAAGCUAAAUGAAUCCUUAGCCGAACUGGAAACUGCCAAGACAAAGCUGAUCAUGAUGGAGGAGCAGAUAAUACUACAGCAACUGACAGUAAAGAGCCUCCAAGACCAGCGGGAAACCCAGAAACACGGAUUCGAAGAAGAAAUCCAAGAAUACAAGGAGCAAAUCAAACAGCACUCCCAGACGAUUGUGAGCCUAGAGGAGAGACUCCAACGAGUGACCCAACACCAUAAGAAAAUAGAAGAAGAGAUUGCAACCCUGAAGGUCAAUAACCCAGCCGAAGAGGCAGAAAUGCCAGAAGAGCUUCCCGUGGCCACCCCAUUGGAGAACAGUACCAAAGAGAUGGCGUGCGACCACCUGAUAGAUGACUUACUGGCUGCUCAGAAGGAAAUCCUGUCCCAGCAGGAGGUCAUCAUGAGGUUAAGGAAAGACCUUAACGAAGCCCAUGGCCGAAUGUCAGACCUGAGAGGGGACCUCAGCGAGAAGCAGAAGAGGGAGCUGGAGUGGCACGUGACCCUGGUCCAGCAGCAGAGCAGGGAGCUGUGCAUGCUCAAGAUGAAGCUGGCGCAGAUGAGCACCCUGGUGGAGAAGAAGGACCGGGAGCUCAGGGCCCUCCGGGAGGCACUCAGGGCUUCCCAAGACAAACACAAACUCCAGCUGAGCAUGGAGAAGGAGGAGAAAGCCAAGAACGCCACCCAGAAGUGUGACAUCUCUGUGCAGAUAGAGCCAAUGCACCCCAGUGUUUUCCUGAGCAGUCAAGAGGAGCAGUCUUUCAGUGACCUGGGGGCCAAGUGCAGAGGGUCCCAACACGAGGAAGUCAUUCAGCGACAGAAAAAGGCCCUGUCAGAACUCCGAGCGCGAAUCAAAGAACUAGAGAAGGCCUGCUCUUCCAAUUGUAAGGACCACCUGAAUGAAUCGUUCCUAGAAUUAAAGACGCUCAGAAUGGAGAAAAACGUCCAGAAAAUAAUAGUGGACACAAAAUCCGACCUGCCAACUCCCUCAAGAAUAGAGAUCCACGCGGACAGCCUUUCCAACUCGGACACCAGCUCCGCCCUGGAGAAGUCAGAUAAGACGGAUGUCACCGAGGCUUUGGAUCUCAGUGAAAGACUGUACCUGGACAUGAGCAGGACUCUGGGAAGCCUGAUGAACAUCAAAGACAUGUCGGGUCACGUGUCCAUGAAACACCUGUCCGCCAAAGAGAGGGAGAAGGUCAACCAGCUGCGACAAAGGGACCUGGACCUGGUGUUUGACAAGAUCACCCAGCUCAAGACCCGGCUGCAGAGGAAAGAGGAGCUGCUGAAAGGUUACGAGCAGGACGUGGAGUGGCUCAGGCAGAGCAAAGUGUCCGUCCAGAUGUACCAGUCACAGGUAGCAAAGCUGGAGGACGACAUCUACAAAGAGACGGAGGAGAAGGCCCUGCUGAAGGAGGCCCUGGAGCGCACGGAGCACCAGCUGAGCCAGGAGAAGAGGUUCAACAGGGCCAUCCGGCAGCAGAAGGAACAUUUAGAGGAUCCUGAAAACAGAAAUGCAAAAGACUCAGCACCUUGCAACUGUUCCUUCAAAGAGAAUCAGCGGCAGGUAUGGAAAGGUGUUCUGCUCAGGCAGCCAGACACAAACUAGAUUCAGUCUUUGCAGAGGGUAAGAGCCCAUGAAGCAUAAAUGCCAGCCGUGCUACCCCAAGGACGUCCCAGGGACAUCGCACACCUCCACUCCAAUCCCUGUCCAGCCCCAGCCCCUGCCCAAUAUUUGAACAAAUGACCGAAAAGACCAGUAAGUGUCUGCCCCAGUGCGUUGAGGCGAGGGGAGAGGGAACUCGAGAGUGCCUUGGCUGCAGAGGCACCAUCCCAGGCACUAAAUGAAUUGGGGACUUGCUGACAAGCUCAUGACAAAGGAAGGGAGGCAUGAGAGCCCCAAGAAUCCUGUCCUAGGAAUGAAAUAAAUCAGGAAAAGUGGGCAUAAAAGGAUCCAGGAUGGGAAUGGAGUCCCGACUGUUAAUGACUUCCACACCUGCCAAGGGGAGCCUCAUGUGCCUCUGAGCUUCCUGGCAGCCAAUGGGAGAGGGAAAACCACUUAGGCCUCCAGUUCACAGUGUCUGUGGGAUGCACACAAGCAUUAGAACAGAGACCACACUGGGCACUCCCCCAGAGGGGACACUGUGGCAUAAUGUACCAUGUUCCUAAAAAUGGCCACAGUGCAGAAGCAACACAGUGUCAGCCGAGCCAUGUCUGAGGAAGUUCCCUGAGACAGACCAAUGUCCCCACAUCCCACGAGUCCAGUCAAGUUCUGUAAAAGCAGGACUGCGGGUGGCCAGGCUCUGCUCUUCAGAGCUCAGCAGCCCACUGUUUGGACUCAGUCCAGGACUGAGCAGUGCUCAGACUCCAGUUCCCUGAAGCCUUGGUCCUGGGCACCCCAACCCUUGCUCCCCAGAGCAGCUUCCCUUCACCAGUUUUACCUGCCAAUAAAGGGCCUUCCUCCAAGGCCUGGGGAGAGCCCAGUAGGGUGCCCAACUGGGAGGAAAAGUAAACCAGGAUGCCCAGCCACAUUUGAAUUUCAGAGAAGCAGCCAAGAGUUUACUUAGACUGGGUCGUCCAAGUAGGUCCUAAACAUUGUGCUGAACGCACUUAUUCUACUUUAGAAAACUAUGAUUCUGAAAUGCGAGUGAGUGGGGCACCCUGGGUCUCACCUGGGACCUGUCAACAAGUGCUUCCUGGGCCCCGACUGGUUGCCAAAGAGAGGGACUCGCGGUAGCUGUGGCACACGGCAGCCACAGAUGCACUUCUCUUGGCUCACGGGGUGUUUUCUAGUUUGGGUGGGUUUUUUGUUUGGUCUUUUUGGUCUGUAGUUUUGUUUUUAGUAACAUCUCAAAAUAGGGCCCUUCCACAGAAUACUCUGGAUUUCUGGCCUCUCUGAGGAACUUGGAAGAUGGUGGUGACCAACCUCACAAGUCACCAUCUCCCAGGCCUCUUAGAAAGGACACAGGCUGCUCCUGGGUUUGCUGCCUCCCCCACUUGACCCCCUUCUUUUGCACCGCUGGCCCCUGGAAGCAUCUGGUUGGUGAUCCUCGGGUGAGCUCGGGGCUCUUGGAACUUCCUCCCCAGGUGCCUCCAUACGUUCACCCACCACCACCUGAAAGGGAGGCCCAGCUGGCUCACUGUCGUGUCCUCAGCGCCUCGGGAGGCUCUUUCCUCUGGGCAUUGCCCCUGAGGUGCAGGGUCUUGAGGACACCGGGGUCAGCAACUGCAAAUCAAACCCCAAGGAAAUAGCAAGCCCCAGAGUUGGGGUGCUGGCUUCCAAACAGGCUGUGAUCCCUGACAGUUCCUCGCACCUACACCAUGGGGAUGUUUAGGAGAGACCCCCUCUGGGGACGUCCAGCCCUGCUCUGGGAGGCUCCGCCACCAGCUGCAGCAGAUUGGUCCCUGAGGAGAGUGCAGGGUUCUGUGGGGACCCUGGCCGACCAGCCUCCUCCUAGCUGGAAUCUGAACAGAGAUCCCCAGGAGGCUCGUCGGGGUGGUGGGCCAUUGCCCCCAGCCACACCCCUCCCAGGAGGCAUCAUCAUCACCCCCUGGCCAGGGAAGCCCCAGCAUCCCAAACGGACUCUAAAAGUUGAGAAGAAUCCAUUUUCUUUGAGGCAACAAAAAGCAGAGAGGUGAACCUAAGUGUAAGGUGGCCCUGUUCUCUCCACGUUGAAGAGACGAGCGUUUAUAGAGAUGGUGAAGGCCACGAGGCAGAGUUCAGAUUUCCAGGUGAGCCAGAAAGAGAAGAGAGGAAAGGGGGGUCAGCAGCAGGGUACCCAGGUGACAGCAGCAGCCCAUGUGCUGAACCAGGCACCUACUAUGUGCCAGGCAUGGAGCCAGACACAGGCCAUGGCUCGUCUCACUUAAACUCCACGACACCCUAUGGACGGGCAUUGUUACUGUCCCAACUUAAGAUGAGGUGCCUGCUGCAGAGACUGACCCCUCCAGAGCCCCCGAUGGCGCCCGCUGCAGGUCUGACACAGGUCAGUGAUUCUGGCCCUGCUUCAGGUGUCCCAUCCAGGCCAUCGCUGAUCCCAUCUGGGUGGCGUGUGGCUUGAUUUUCAAGGAGGUGCCCUCCAGAAUGCCCUUUUCUUGAGAGCUGAGGAUCAAGGCUGUGAAAUCUGAACCGUUACCUUUCACGAUUCGGCCUUGAUGCUGGAACUGCCCCAGCCAGAUGCCCGCCUUGCGCGGCAGAGGCGAGCUCGCGGAGAGAUCAGCACCUUUCCGUUGAACGUGAGAGGAAAUAUGUUUGACAGAAGACCACAGUUAUGCUGAGACGGUAAAAUCCUCAUUGGAAAAAAUCAGAUACUCCAUGUGAGAGCAGAAGCCGGUUCUCGAUCCCCCUGUCCUAAGACAGGAAGGUAGCUACUGCUCAGAGCAGAUGUCAGGACAGAGAGCAUCCCAAGGGUCCCCUAGUUCUGAGAACUGUGCUACCCUGCAAAGUGGGACAGAGGGAGGCUGGAAACUUGCUCAUCCACACACAGGACAAACCCCGGGCAGGCGGACACCUUGAGAUAAGGCAGAAGGCUUCCUUGAGCUGUGGGGUCGGCCCUGAAGUCGCAGGACCGUCCUGCCUCUGAGCUGUGAAGGCCGCCUCAGGGUUAGGAGCCGGGAGCAGCUGGUGCUUGCACUAGGUGCGGAUGAGCGUCCCAUCCUCCAGCCCUCCUGCCAGGGACGCCAGGCCUCGUGUCUAGAUCUCCAUGGUGCAGAAAGGUGUCUUCAGGUUCCUUACAAAGCGUGGGUGGCCUGGAGUCCUGAGGUGAUGGAGUCCACAUGACCACCUCAGAAAAGACAGGCCAUGUGAGACCCACCCCUUCAACUGGCCCACUCAUCACAGUCUCCCUCUCUAGCGAGCUUCUGGAACUUUCUGUCUAGGCCCCGUGGCUUCUUGUUUGUCUUUCACAAUGCCAUUCAUUAAAUUGUUUUCCCUGCAGCUAACAAUCUUUUAUAAUUGUGUGCGGGUUGUAUGCCAAAGAGGAAAAUCUAGUUUCUAGUCUUCUAGAAAAACCCAGAAAUUUAUUGAGUACCCAGUUAAGGCUAGGCAGGGUGCUGGGCACAGGGGAGUGGAGAGUGAACAAAAAGAGGUGCUGUCCUGUCCCUCAUCGAUUCGACAGACACCUACUGAGAGCCCGUGAUGUGGCAGCUGCCUACCAUGUGUCCAGGACAAUCAUGCAUUCAGCGGGGGCAGUGUCCCCCCAAGGGAGUCAACAUUUUUUUUUCCUACCAGGAAUUAAAUCCAGGGGUGCUUUACCACUGAUCCACAUCCCAGCCCUGUUUAUUUAAUUUUUUAAAAAAUUCUUGUAAUUGUAGAUGGACAGAAUGCCUUUGUUUAUCUUUAUGUGGUGCCGAGGAUCGGACCUAGCGCCUCACGCAUGCUAGGCAAGUGCUCUACUGCUGAGCGACAGUCCCAGCACCCAGCCCUUUUUAUUAUUUGAUACAGAGCCUCACUAAGUUGCUAAGGCUGGUCUUGAACUUGCUAUCCUCCUGCUUCAACCUCCUGAGUUUCUGGGAUUACAGGCAUGUGCCACAACACUCCGCCAACAUUUAUUCUUUACAUAUAAAGCACAAAUAUGUCCUUGAUCUGAAAGUCCCAAACUCAAAAUGUUCCAAAAUCCAAAACAUUUUGAGUGCUGAUGUAAUGCUGCAAGUGCUGUUUCCUGCACAAAAUAUUUAAAAUGUUGUAUCGAUUAUCUUCUA